Messenger RNA from Pelobates cultripes (western spadefoot toad), 179 nucleotides. The record is from the annotation of a GenBank genome assembly. Lineage: Eukaryota; Metazoa; Chordata; Amphibia; Anura; Pelobatidae.
AAUCAGAAUCCAGUGUUGUAAGGAAACAGGAAGUGAGUCUUUCCUCUCUCACUAUGCUCCGAAAGGUAGUGAAGCUGCAAAUUAUGUCAUAUCUGUCACAUCUGUAUUCUCUUUAUCUACACCCAAGUCAUCGCAGCAGAAAAAUAAAAAUGUCUCCAUAUCAUGCAACAUUGGAACAG